Theobroma cacao (cacao) is the source of this 1020-nucleotide messenger RNA. RefSeq lists its product as uncharacterized. Gene Ontology annotation, cellular component: plastid. The record is from RefSeq and is a predicted model, not a curated record. Lineage: Eukaryota; Viridiplantae; Streptophyta; Magnoliopsida; Malvales; Malvaceae.
UGAAAGAGUUUUUUUGUAUUUGCUGAAAUGGUACCCUGAAAUUUCAGUUGAGCUUCUUCAUCCAUCUGUCGGUGAGGGAUGGACCCUUCCUUACCCCAAAACCUGACGGACUACUCCGCUUCCUCAACAAUUAUAAAAUUCGACCGCCCCAUCCCUUUACUCCGGGGCCCCAUCCCAGCCGGCUCCUCGGACGACCCUUCAUCCGGUUCAUACCUCCUCGCCUUCAAAGACCUUCCUUCCUGGGCCGCCGCAUACAAAUCCUGCCAGUCCAAAAUCAUAUCUCAAUGUGAGGAAGGCGCCAGAAUCGGGUGCGCCGUCACCGCGUCCAACAAGUGUAAACGUCCCUGGUGGCAAUCUCUGGUUGGGUGGAAAUCAGUGGACUUAAAGGAGAGAGAGCGCUGCGAAGAUCGUGAAAUGGAAGGGUGUUUGGUCGCGGCAAAAGAAAAGUGCGUCGGCUUCGCUAAGGAGAAAUGUACUAUGCCGUUUUUGGACGCGAGAAUCGUGGUGGGGGAGAGGGAGGUAAGGAACAUAGUGGUCGGGAGGAUGGUACUUGUGGCGUCGAUGCCGGAGGAAAGUACGUGGCACGAUUUGAUUGGGUGGGUUAAGUUGGGAGAAUGUGAGUUUACGGUGACCAAUUAUAGAGCGAGUCACUUUCUGAGAUCUAGUGCCCGAUUACAGACGUGAAAGUUGCAGAUUUUUUGUCGAAUUUUGAAGCAGUUGCAACCUUAAACUGACAAUUGGUGCUGUUGCGAAUAGGCAACGCUAAGCUAAGGUAAUCAUUGGGUGGAAUAAAGAAAUUUUUGGGGGCCGGGAGGAAACGAGGUUGGCUAUUCUACAAUGCACUUUAUGGUAAUUCCAUUAUCUCCUAUACUAUGGUACCAUAAUAUGAAGCCAGUAGUUUGAGUAAGUUAUGACUUAUGACCCCAUUCUGAUUCUUUGACUUGGUGGUGUCCAAGUAUUAAAUGCUAUAAUCCCUUAUGUAAUCUAGAUUCAAAGUGAAGGUAAUUCUGUUUUUGCCAU